This is a messenger RNA of Pecten maximus, 532 nucleotides long. RefSeq names its product calcyclin-binding protein-like. Gene Ontology annotation, biological process: heart development. The coding region runs from base 149 to 517 and encodes 122 amino acids. The record is from RefSeq and is a predicted model, not a curated record. Lineage: Eukaryota; Metazoa; Mollusca; Bivalvia; Pectinida; Pectinidae. Gene Ontology annotation, cellular component: nucleus. The transcript has 3 exons.
GCGUGCAAAUAACGGUGUUCAUAAAUUUUGGCACACAUGUUGGAAAAAUCCAGAAUUCAGCUAGUACAUUGCUGCAAGAGUGUGUUGUUGGCGUGAAACAGGUCACAGUGAUUAGAUACAGUUAGUCUACUGAUACCCCCAAAUAGCCAUGAGUACGGAUGAACUAAGGAAGGAUGCUGCAGAAUUGAAGGGUUUCCUGGAAACUGCAUCUCGUCCCAGAGUAAAAGAUAUUUUAUCUGUAGAACUUCGGAAGAUAGAAACAGAUAUCAUCAACAAAGAGGAGGCUGACAGAACAAGUGACGUUGCCAUGGAAACAGAAACUGCUAAACCUACAACAGAGGAACUAAAAAUCAAACAGCCUCGUUCUGUAUCCUACAUACAGGAGAAAACUUAUGCUUGGGAUCAGUCGGAAAAAUUCAUGAAAAUCUAUGCCCAGUUGCCUGAUGUCCAAAGUUUACCCACGGAUAAAAUCACUUGUGAUUUUACUUCAAGGUUGGUAUUCAUAGAAACUACAUAACUUCUCAGCUCCAUU